Zootoca vivipara (common lizard) is the source of this 2188-nucleotide messenger RNA. RefSeq names its product HAUS augmin like complex subunit 2 (gene HAUS2). The record is from RefSeq and is a predicted model, not a curated record. Gene Ontology annotation, cellular component: mitotic spindle microtubule; HAUS complex; centrosome. Gene Ontology annotation, biological process: spindle assembly; centrosome cycle; microtubule nucleation. NCBI's taxonomy places the organism in Eukaryota, Metazoa, Chordata, Lepidosauria, Squamata, Lacertidae.
CUUGCCUUGCCAUGGCUUCUUCGAAUCCGUGGGCUCCUGUGCAGCCGUCGGCGGCUGGGCUGCUGCUGGCUGGCUGCCUAUCCGCGGGGGUGGUGUCCCAGGAAACUGUGGAUAGAUGUGGAAAACCAGCUCCUUGCUUUGUUCGCCUCACAGAGGCAGAACAAAUUGCUGAUCUCCAAGCUGAAAUCAGUGAGAUGAAGCUAGAUGCUGAAAUCCUGCAGAUGGAGAAAGAUACAGCAGACAUUACACAUCCAUUCUACCUAACUCAGAAAUGCCAGGCUCUGCAAGCGAUGAACAAACACCUAGAAGCAGUGCUGAAAGAGAAAUGGGUUCUUAGGCAGAGGCUAAUGAAACCAGUGCGUCAAGAAAGCCUGCCUAUUGAAGCUAUCUUCCACAGGCAUGUAGUAGAAUUGUUGGCGUCGGCAGUGGCUUUCAUUGAAAAAUUAGAAACCCAUCUAACCACAGUAAGGAGCAUUCCUCAAAUACCUCUAGUUAUGAAAAACAUGGACAGUGCACUAACAGAGAUGGACUUGUUAGUAACAGACACAAAAGCACUGGCAGAACAAAUACUGGAGUGGAGAGAGAAAGUAAAGGAGAUCUUUGAAAAUUCACAGCUGACUACUGAAUCAGAUUCCUGGUUCAGAAGUAUAACUCUGUAAUACUGCACACUUCCCGCCAUGCCUUUUCCUUCCCAAUUCUCAGGCUACUUAGCAAUUUUGUGUGUUGAUAAAAUGCAUGUGUUCUAUCACAUUUAAAGUCACUUGUGUCUGUCUGAAAUGUAUAUUUGUACGUAGAACUAGGGCUAUGUAGAAAUUGACAACGGAUGUUAAAUGGCUCUCUUGAGGUUGUAUUUUAAAGAAGCAAUUUUAUGAUGUUGCCUUAACAAGAUCAGCUUCAUGUACAUAGGUUUUAUAUUUUAUAGAAACAUUAUCUAUUUUUAAAAGUGAGACCACUCAUAUCUUGGUAUAAAACUUCAAUCAGAAUACUGGACUAUAGACUAUUUUGUAUGGGUGGGAAACCUUUGGAUUCCACCCUAUCUUCAUGUGCAUUUAUGAAAAUCUGUAGCUUGAUACUUUUGCCCUUCAUACUGUUGAGUACUGUAGUAGAAAAUAAUGCAGAGGAAGAGUAUGGGAAACAGUAUUCAGUUAGUAAUAAACAAACUAAAUAAAUACUUUUUUCUCUUAGUUUGUAUUUCAAAGAGAGAAAAAUUAAGCAACUAUACAGAUGAGCCUGUCACUGUGCAAAACUGGCUAGCAAAUGCCUGUGUUUCAUAAUUCUCCAUCAGCUAUGCUUGAUUUGUUAUAGCUUGUUAUGGCUCAUCAUCAGUUUCUCAUCUCCAUCUGAUCUCUGUUCCAGCCACUGAGAGAAAGCACAAGAUAGAUGUGCUGCUAGGUAAACAGCAUCCUGAGGAUAUCAAGACUGUCUUCUCCCAAUGACAGGACCUGUGUUCCUUUUCACAUGUUAAAACAAAAACCACAAGCAGGGAACAUCCCACAAUAAACGUCCAUGUGCAUACAACCUGGCAAGCAGGCAUUUGUGUGUUUAUAACCUAAACAUGCUUUCUUAAUAGAAAUGGAUGGGUAGUUUUUCUUUCACUCUCAUACAUUGAAGGUGGUAAUUCUAACUCUUCAUAAUCCUUAUAUUUGUUUGUUCCUAAGUGACAUGUAGGCAAAUGUUUAAAUUUGCCCAGGCGGUUAGCCAGUCUUAUAUACAUUUCCUUUGAACUAAGUUGUGCUGUAUUGAAUUCAGGGGUGUGUGUGUGUAGAGAUUUGCAGUUUUUAGUUUAAUAUGCUUCAAAGACAUUCAUAUUGGUUCCUGAAUUUAUUUCUGCUGAAUUCUCUUUAAAGCAGUUAACCUGUUACUGAUAUUAACAGACAACUUAAAACUAUACUAAUUUAAGCAGAUAUUUCUAUUAGAGUACAUUCACAAAGUUUACAACAGGACUUAAUUUAUCAGCACAGUCCUAUUAAAUCUGAAUAAAUUUACUCCAUCAGUGUGUUUAGGACUGCAGCCUCAAAUCCAACGUGCUACAAUUUAAUUUAAAAGAAAUGAAUACAGUACCUGAGAAGGUUUCAGGAAAAAUAAUGAAAAGCAAAUAGAAUUUCUCAAAAACUUUUGUUUGUAUUUAUGGAGAGUUGCAAAACAUUGUGGGUCCGUGAUCCAUGCAUUGCACUAGGAGAUGUUUAAA